Protopolystoma xenopodis is the source of this 1065-nucleotide messenger RNA. The record is from the annotation of a GenBank genome assembly. NCBI's taxonomy places the organism in Eukaryota, Metazoa, Platyhelminthes, Monogenea, Polystomatidea, Polystomatidae.
AGGCCCCUUUUGCAACAAAAAAUCUUUUACAAGGAUUUCCUUGAGUCCCAUUCGUUUGUGGAUAAAUAUAGUCAGACUAGAUCGGAAAGCAAUCUUACUAUACUUGCAUAUGUCACCCCUCGAAGUACCUUACUGCAAAGUUUUCUUUUAUCUCUCCCGUCUGGCUACAAAUUAGGCGAGUCGACCAGACAUAUAAGCUCUUUGGUCUUCACGACGUGGAUAAGUGUAAGAAUUCUUUCGUAUAUUAAUCUGUCAGCUUGGAUGAAGGAGCUAAAAAUUUCCGACCCAGCUAUCAAAAUUGUUCCAAGGAUCCUUUUCGACGGUUGGUCCAGUCUAGAUUUUUCAGAGACAUUGACAAAAAGGUCCAAUGCUCUCUCUUGUGCAGCCAUUAUUGUUCAAGCCCUACAGGAAUAUGGAUUUGAUGGUGCUGUUCUAGAACUUUGGUCUCAACAUAGUGGCACGUCUGAAACAGAUCUCGUGAAUUUUAUCAAGAUUCUGUCCCGGAGUUUCAAAGAUUCUGCCAUGGUUAUAAUUCUUGUUGUACCACCCUUCAUGUAUAAUGGCGGCUUCCCAGGAAGAUUCCAGCGAAAUCACUUUACUUUGCUAUUCGAAAAUAUUGACUACUUUAGUCUGAUGACAUAUGACUAUUCAAAUGCUCAUUCGCCUGGCCCUAAUAGCCCAAUAGGCUGGGUCAAAAAGUGCAUCUACCAUUUGGCUCCUGAUGAUGAUGAUGAACCUGAAAAAGUUGCUAAGCAACGAGCGAAAUUACUAGUAGGCACAAAUUUUUAUGGAAAUGAUUAUGAGCCUUCAUACCAUCGCGCCAAUUCGAUCCUUGGUCAAGACUUUGUUAAACUCGUGGAUCAAUAUCAUCCAAGUUUUCUCUGGAACGAAGAGGAUGCGGAACAUGUUGUAACAUACAGGGACAAACGCAGUAUAGAGCAUCAAGUCUUCUAUCCGAGUAUGCUUUCAAUUGCCCGUAGGCUUUCAUUACUGCAAGAGCUUGGAACUGGACUUUCAAUCUGGGAAAUCGGUCAGGGUCUCGAUAGCUUCCUUUCUCUUUUGUGA